AUGGAGAAAGUCUUGAAGCACUAUGGGGUCACCCAUCGGCUUUCAACGGCUUAUCACCCUCAGACUAGUGGGCAGGUGGAGAAUUCGAACCGAGGAAUUAAGAGAAUCUUGGAGAAGACUGUCGGAAAUAGUCGUAUCGACUGGUCCGACAAGUUAGAUGAUGCGCUGUGGGCUUUUCGGGCUGCCUAUUGGACACCCAUUGGGACUACUCCCUUUAGGUUAAUUUAUGGGAAAACGUGCCAUCUACCGGUCGAGCUAGAGCAUAGGGCCUAUUGGGCGUUGAGGGCAGUCAAUCUUGGCUUGCCAGCUGCAGGGAAGAAGCGGUUUCUUGAGAUUCAUGAGUUAGAGGAGUUACGUGAUGAGGCGUACGAGAAAUCGUGGGCGUACAAGGAGCGCACCAAGGAGCUACACGAUAAACACUUGAAGCAGGUGAAAGAGUUCAAGUGUGGGGAGAAGGUUUUCCCAUACGGAACGAUAGAGGUUGAGAAUGAGGACGGUAAGAGGUUUAAGGUUAAUGGUCAUCACUUAAAGCAUUUCAUCGAGGGACCGGCUGAGGAGAGGGAGGAGGAGGUACUGGACGUCCCGCUGAGAACGUAUGUAACACCCAAAAGUGCGUUAAAGCGAAAAGGGGUCAAGUACACUCACAGUGGGUGCGUAAGCAGUAACCGUGAGCGGGAUGGGAGUGGAGAGAGUGCCAAAUCAGCCUGCAUGCGGGAACAGAAGUUCAUCAUUCUUCCAUAG
Helianthus annuus (common sunflower) is the source of this 741-nucleotide messenger RNA. RefSeq lists its product as uncharacterized. Gene Ontology annotation, molecular function: nucleic acid binding. The coding region runs from base 1 to 741 and encodes 246 amino acids. The record is from RefSeq and is a predicted model, not a curated record. NCBI's taxonomy places the organism in Eukaryota, Viridiplantae, Streptophyta, Magnoliopsida, Asterales, Asteraceae. The transcript has 3 exons. Gene Ontology annotation, biological process: DNA integration.